AUUUCUUGAACUCUGUGUCUUUUGUGUUUAAAAUUUUAAAUAACAUAAUGAAUAUACUAUAAUAAAUAUUGCCGUAUUACUUUUCCUAUUUAGUGUGAUAUUAUAGAAAAUACGGUUUAUAGUAUUACAAAUUAUCACACGAUUUUAUUGUAAAGGUCUGUAGGAAUCAUGAGUGAAAUAGUAGUUUUAUUUGAUGGAUUUUCCGUUAUGAGCGGUACGGACGAGAUGAAAGCUAACUGCAGUUGCACACUUAUAAAAGGCGAUCAUAAUAUUAUAGUGGACACAAUGACUGCUUGGGAUUCCGAUAGAAUCGUAGAUGCUCUAAAGAAACAAAAUAUUACACCGGAGCAAAUAAAUUAUGUUGUAUCAACACAUGGUCACUCUGAUCACAUAGGAAAUAAUAAUCUUUUUUUAAAUGCUAAACAUAUAGUAGGAUUUAGCAUUUCCUUUAAAGAUAUAUAUUAUGCACAUCCCUUUGACAAAGGUGAGGAAUACACUAUUAAUAAUAGUGUUAAGCUCAUACCAACUCCAGGACACACUCUCUCUGAUGUCACAGUUCUUGUAGUAUCAAAAGAUGCAGAUAUAGUUGCUAUAACUGGAGAUUUAUUUGAGAAAUAUGAGGAUAUAGAAAACCCAAAUAUAUGGCUUGAAGCAGGCAGCGAUGACCCAGCAGAACAAUUUAAAAAUAGGUGUAAAGUAGCUAAACUUGCAGACUGGAUAGUACCUGGCCAUGGUCAAAAAUUCAAGGUUACAGAAGAAAUGAGGGAGCUAUUAGGGAGACAGGCAGGUGAUAAGUUGUCAGAAAGAAAUGUUAAAUAAAGUUAACAAUUUGAUAUGAAAAUGUUUAUAUUAAAAGACACAUGUUACAAGUACAACUUUAUUAAAAUAAACAAAUCCAAUUAUUUAAAAACUUGACAUUGCAUAGUGUUUAUAAGUAGUGUCUCCAAACUAUGAGCAUGAGCUGCAGCUCAGUAUUUAUCUGUGACCAUACACAAACUGCAGUAUUAAAUAUUUAAUACUGUAGUAUUUAAUAGUAAUUACUAAAAAAUUUGGAGACCUCUACUUUAAAAAAUAUAUAUUUGCAUAGAUAGAUAAAAUAAGCACACAUAUUAAACACUUAGAAGAACCCUGUGGUAUCUAUUAUAAUCUUAAUUAAAGUAUACCCAAAUUAUAUAAUAUAUGUGGUGUAAUAAAA
Messenger RNA from Achroia grisella, 1195 nucleotides. RefSeq names its product metallo-beta-lactamase domain-containing protein 1. Bases 169 to 819 code for a protein of 216 amino acids. The record is from RefSeq and is a predicted model, not a curated record. The transcript has 4 exons. NCBI's taxonomy places the organism in Eukaryota, Metazoa, Arthropoda, Insecta, Lepidoptera, Pyralidae.